This is a messenger RNA of Exaiptasia diaphana, 2117 nucleotides long. Its product is annotated as solute carrier family 49 member 4 homolog. Gene Ontology annotation, cellular component: membrane; intracellular membrane-bounded organelle. Lineage: Eukaryota; Metazoa; Cnidaria; Anthozoa; Actiniaria; Aiptasiidae. Gene Ontology annotation, molecular function: transmembrane transporter activity. The record is from RefSeq and is a predicted model, not a curated record. Gene Ontology annotation, biological process: transmembrane transport.
CGUAUCAUGAARUAGUCACGGGAGUGUUAUCCUUUUGCAUUCCUAAAUAUCCUCUCAAAUUUUCUUUGAAAACACUCAACGUAAUGCGAUAUUAACCACAGAUACUUAUUCUCYCAGAUUUUAGUAAUUUUAACUUGAAAAUCCGGCGAAAUACUUUGASAAAAUGAUUGGGAAAUCGUACGAAGAACGUGCUUCKUUGCUCAAAUCGGUAAACCGACCGUAUCAAGCAAUGGGAAAGUCAGUCCACCAAGCGACUUGUAAAGUCUACAAGAGACGAUGGUAYAUUUUAUUGAUAUUUUCAUUGGUCGCAUCUUUGAACAAUGUGAUCUGGAAUGCUUGGGGGCCGAUCCAAGCAACGUCGCAAGUUGUUUUUGAAUGGGACAACACUGUGAUAACCUUGUUGGCUGAUUGGGGACCGAUAUCGUAUGUGCUGGCUGUUAUACCAAUGUCGUGGCUUAUGGAUGCUAAAGGUCUAAGAGUGUCUGUGCUCCUAGCUGCCUUCUUAGAGUUGAUUGGCACUGCGCUAAGAUGCUUCUCAUUGGAUAACAAAUCCCAGACCCUACUAAUUCACAUUGGGCAGUUUGUUACUGGAAUAGGUGGGCCAGUUGCCAUGGCAGCACCUCCUCUCGUAUCAGCAGCAUGGUUCCCGCCAUCACAGCGCACAACAGCAACUGCAAUUUCAUCAUUAGCAUGCUACAGUGGAACUGCUUUAUCAUUUCUCAUUGGGCCUUUGCUUGUAGAUGAUGUCGGGAAGCUUACCAAUGGGACUUCAGAAAAAAUAGACUACAAUAAACUUAGAAAGUCACUAAAUGCCUCACAGAUAGCUGAAUACAAGCAUCAAAUCAUGAACUUUAUGUACCUUGAAUUUGGAGUUACAGCUUUUGUGUUUCUUUGCGUGCUCAUAUAUUUUCCUGACAAGCCACGUUCACCACCAAGCAUUACGGCAGCUAUAGGACGUCUUGACUUCACUAUUGGUUUCAAGUCAUUGUUAAGAAAGAAGAGGUUCUGGUUGUUGGUUUUUAUUUAUGGCCUUUCGACAGGAAUCUAUGGGGCCUGGUGUUCAGUGCUUGAUUUAAAAUUUGCUGACCAUUUCACUAACCACAUGAAGACUAUCGUCAUCCUUCUGAUGAUUGGCGCAUCAAUAUCACUGGCCCUCUUCUCCCUUGUAUGCAUCAAAGUCCUUCCCCUGUGGAACUCCAUCCUUUACGUCACAAGCAUUCUGGGUGGCUUUUUUGUCAAUGGAUCCAUUCCUCUAUUCUUUGAACUGGGUGUGGAGUCAACAUACCCUAUAGCGGAAGGCAUAACAUCUGGCUGUCUGACAUUUUCCAAUAAUUUCAUACAAGUUGUGUUUUAUAUUUUCCCAAUGAUUCCACACUUUGGCACAAGUUGGAUCAACUGGGUAACAUUUGGAUCUUGUUUGGCAUCAGUACCACUACUUGUAGUGUGGAAAGCAAAGUACUACAGGUCGCAGGUCGAUAAGAGAACUCCAUAUGUUCCUGUUCAUGGGCCCAUAUCUUAUGGGAGUGCAGGAAAUGAGCGCACCAUAAUUGGUGAAGCAGGAGAGAACCAUGAAAUUAAGGAGCCUUUUGAUAAAGGGACAUAAAUGGAUAUUUUUUAGACAAGACACCAAGGGGUAUCAAAUAAUGAAAUAAAGGAGGACCAUUAUGUUAUGGACCCUUUUUCAUAGAGUUGCAUGACACAUGACACAAAGUAGGGYCGUAUUGACAGGGACUUGAAAAUAACUUGCAAUUAUGGCCUCACUAGUUCAGUGAAAAAGAUGGAYGUCAAUUUUAGACUUUACUUUUAAUUCAUUUUUAAACAGUUUUUAUCUUUUUAACAACAAAUUUCUGCAAUUUUCAAAUAAAUUGAACAGGUCCUGUCUAUUUAUGGCAAAUGAUAAUUGAAUUUUAAUGUAAUAAUUUUUAGCUUUUCACAUGUUGYAUCAUAACAUAUAAUUCUCAAACAUUACAGCUGCAACAAAAUGUGUAUUUAUGAACAUGAGGAUUAUUUAAUUAGUGAUUUGAAUCUAAACGYUAUUUCUUAGAUUGAAUACUUUUAAUAUAUAGAGCUGUCUAUGAAUGCUUUUAAAGGGCAGAAAAUAAAACAUUCUAAAGAUA